Molecule: messenger RNA, 2303 nt
Organism: Rhododendron vialii
Lineage: Eukaryota; Viridiplantae; Streptophyta; Magnoliopsida; Ericales; Ericaceae
Product: putative RING-H2 finger protein ATL21A
Exons: 2
Coding region: 93-1286 (397 amino acids)
Molecular function (GO): polysaccharide binding
Source: RefSeq, a predicted model, not a curated record
AGUAUCCUAGCGUUUUUGGGAGACUAUGAUUCCUCAGACGUUAAAAACCAAAAUCCAGACGCAUUUAUUCAACUCCAAAUUACAAAACCCAAAUGGAGACCACAGUACUCCCCUCCUUCCUCUCCAUCUCCAUCUCCAUCUCCUUCCUCUUCUUCACCUACACAGCUUCGUCCGUAAUCAUCUGCCCUUCUUACUCCUGCGACGAGACCGGACCCGUGAUCCAAUUCCCCUUCCGGAUCAAAGGCUUCCUGCCCGACCGCUGCGGCUACCCGGGCUACGACCUCACCUGCAACAACAUCAACCAGACGAUCCUCACCCUCCCCUACUCCGGCGACCUCGUCGUCAAGGAGAUAGACUACGACAACCAGUGGAUUUACAUCAACGACCCGGACUCGUGCCUCCCCAGACGGAUCCUCCUCGACUUCAACCUCACGGGAUCCAUUUUCAGACCGAACUACUCCGAAAACUACACUUUCUUCAACUGCUCGGCGUCCAAGUGGCCCGACUACAUCAUAACCGGAUCCGGGCCCGUGUUAUGCCUGGGGAGUGCUAACUUUACGGUUAUAGCGUUGGACGCCGGGGAUAUGGAGAACGCGAGCAGCAGUGUGCCUCCGUUUUGUAGGGAGCUUUCGACGGUCGCGUCUCCGGUUCAGCUGACUCCGGUGAAUCCGAUCCCCGAUGCGACGCUGAGGUGGAAGAUGCCGAAUUGUUUGGGUUGUGAAGCCGCGGGUGGGACCUGCGGGUAUGUGGGGGAAACGGGGAGUGAAAUUGGAUGCUUCUUUUUUGAUACCGGCAGUACUGGUGAUAGCAACCGUGGCCUACCAAGGAGUGCAAAGUACGGGAUCAUCAUAGGAGUUGGAAUACCUGGGCUUGUUUGCCUUAUUGCGCUUGUAUGUUACUGUUGUGGCAAGGUCAGGACGUACGGUCAGCGUCGCCGACUUGAUGCUCAACUCUCUAAUUUGACAAGCAAUCCGCAGCCCAUGGUCAUCAUAACGGGCCUUGAUGGGCCCACAAUAGAGUCAUACCCAAAGACGGUGAUUGGAGAAAGCCGGAGAUUGCCCAGGCCCAAUGAUGGCACUUGCCCAAUUUGCCUGGCAGAGUACCAGCCCAAAGAGACCUUAAGAACCAUACCGGAAUGCAACCACUAUUUUCAUGCUAAAUGCGUUGACGAAUGGCUCCGGAUGAAUGCCACGUGUCCCUUGUGUCGGAACACACCAUCGGAAUCAUCCGUCAUGACACCCUCCUCAUCAGUGUCAUCAUCGUCGUCGUUGUCAACAUCAUCCUAGAGUAGCUAUAUUUUUCCAUCAUUCAGUCAACAAUAUUGUAUGUAUAGAGUGUAGCAUAGAAAAUUUCCUUUUUGGAGGGAGAUUUGAGAGAUUGCUUUUUAUAUUUUUGAGAAGAGGGUGAUUUUGGUGAUCCAUUGCUUGAUUAUGCAAGUGGCAAAUAGAUUAAAGUAGGGAGAAUCAACAAAAGUGAAUUGGACAACUAGGAUACUUACAAUCUGGUCCAUUUUGUUUCACAGCCAGAAUAUGUUUUGUCACUAUGAAGUCCCAUAAUGGGCCUAUCUUGAUUGGUGGUGUCUUUGAACUUGGUCACCUGUACAGCCCAGACCUGUUUUUAUAAGCAUUUGCAUAUUUCUUCAUCGUCUGCUGAUCAACAUUGAGGUAUUAAGGCAUAUGGUAUCAAGACUCGAGAGAGAGCGAGAGUUCUCUAGAGAGAGAAAGAGAGCCCCAUGGUGGGUUCCCCUCCUCCCCCCUCUGCCCCACUUCCCUUCCUCACCCCUCCGCCCCAUCUCCCCUCUUCCUUCUUCUCGUUCCCUCCGUUCCCCUCCUGUCCAGUUCUCUCUCUCCUCUUUUCUCCCCUCUCUCCUGCAGUCUCUUCCUCCAUGGGUGAGGGUUGAGAGCAUUCUCCUCACCAUGAUUUUUGGACUCAGGAACCAGAUUUAGUGUGCUGGAUCUGGGUCUUUGGAAGCAGCUCUGCGGCAACAGUGGCGUCAUCCGGCAGCGGCUUCUCCAGCGGGCAUGUGCUCAAUUGGUGCAGCGAGUCUAUCUCGAGAGCUACUCUCCCCAUACCUGGCCUCUCCCUUGACCACUCCACCUACCCUCACAAGUGUGAUCAAUGGGUCCGGCUCCGGCGUUUUUGGCUCUUGGCGGCUUUUUGUUUUUGUUUUUUGUUUUUAUUUUUGUUUGUUGUUUAGGUGUGUUGUUCUUGUAAUUUGGACCGGUAGUGUCCUUUAUAUAUAUAUGAUAUGAUAUGUUUCUGCCUUGAUCAAAAAAAGAAAAGAAAAGGCAUAUGGUAUCAAA